AUGCUCAGCACGGUUCGGUCCCAUAUCGAUGAGCGGUUGGAAACGUGCACGGCGAUUUAUCAUGAAGGCUGUUUCCUCAUGGAGAUGGCCCAGAUGGUCAUAGAGCGAGCAUAUGCUACUCGACAGCUGCCCAUGCCAAACGCACUCAACGCCAUACAACAGCGCAUGGAGAUCCUGCUCGAUAAGAUGAAUGACCUGCUCGAGGAGCAGAUUCAUGAUUCCCGAAUGAAAGAAGCUAUCUGGAUGGAGACAGGGGAAUCUUAG
Penicillium concentricum is the source of this 264-nucleotide messenger RNA. RefSeq lists its product as uncharacterized. The transcript has a single exon. The record is from RefSeq and is a predicted model, not a curated record. Bases 1 to 264 code for a protein of 87 amino acids. NCBI's taxonomy places the organism in Eukaryota, Fungi, Ascomycota, Eurotiomycetes, Eurotiales, Aspergillaceae.